Messenger RNA from Pocillopora meandrina, 2876 nucleotides. The record is from the annotation of a GenBank genome assembly. Lineage: Eukaryota; Metazoa; Cnidaria; Anthozoa; Scleractinia; Pocilloporidae.
CACGUGCAAUAGAGACAACAUGGCGAGAUCGAAGGACAAGAAGAAGGACGCAGAAAACGGCGAAGCAGAUGAAACAAAGGACGAUUCGAGGAUUGAUGAACCUACUAUGGACUAUGAAGAACUUGUGAAAAGAGUAUGUGUAAUUGCAAAGCCCCUCGCAAGCAGAAAACUUACAAAACGAUUGUACAAAACUGUCAAGAAAGGUAAGCGUGGUGUUUAUCUGUAUGGCUUAAUGGCAUAGGUUUCGAUUGCGAUUUGACUGAGAUCCAGCGAUAAAAGUUUGAUCAGGGCUGUCUAAAAUUGUUCUUUAGCUUCUAAAGGAUAUACCGUUCAUUUCUUUGUUAAAAAGUUACGAUACCCAACAGGAUUGUUAAUUGUUUGGUACAGAUACCUUCAUGUAAAGUGUGUUUUUUUCUUCUCUCUAGCAUCCAAAGCGAAGAGUUUGAGGAGAGGAGUCAAAGAAGUAGCAAAAGCCUUACGAAAAGGCGAGAAAGGGUGAGAGAUGUGAUAAUCAUGAACAAUUACUGUUUUGGUAAAUGGUUCAUAUGAUCUGCUGAGACUCUAAUAAGCUCAACAAAUCGUUAAGUACAGUAGACAGUGAAACAUGUUUUUGUGUGUGAAAGUGAUAUCUGUAUGGUGGCAAUCUUUUUCUGUAAGGUUUGUUGUCAUAGCUGGUGAUGUCUCCCCAAUUGAUGUCAUAUCCCAUAUUCCCAUUGUCUGUGAGGACAACAAAAUACCAUAUGCUUAUGUACCAUCAAGAUUGGUGAGUAAUUCUGCUUUUUCUUCUUUAUGGAUGAACUUAAUUUUUACACUAUUACAACAGUAUUUUGUAGUUUAAUUCCUAAACAGAUAAGUAACUCAUUGACAAUUAUUUUAGCCCUUUACAAGAACCUUUAGAAAUAGACUAAGAUUUUGAGAAUGCAAGUAGUGGGGUAAAAAUCAGCUAAUAAUUGGGGGCAAAAGUUGUUCAGGGCUAGUAUUUGGUGCAGGGGACUUCAGAUUAUCAGGUGUGAGUUUGACAAAGGUUUGAAUAACUUUUUCCAUAAGCAGCUGCAGAUAGUGUGAUAGGCAGCUGGAUUCAGAAAAGUAGCCUGCAGUGCAGGCGUCUUAUUAAGGCAAGCUAAAGUUAUAAGCUUGCGAUCAUUCAUCUGACCAGCCAUGUUUGAUUUGCCUACCACUGCCAUUGAAAUCAAAGAUGGCAGCCAUAAUUUUCAUUAAGAGAAUUAUUAAAAUUAUGCCUGCUCUGUAGGCUAUUGGAAAAGGAGCUGUAAGGCAGAACCCAAACACAAGAGCCUGCUCACAGGCUAAAAAGACAGUGAUAAGAGGUGUUAUAGGUAAUGUUAGAUCACCAACAAAUGGCUUUUACCAAACCCUUGGCUUGACCUUCAGUUAGGUGAUGGUGUUGUGUUCAUGAGCAAAACCUUUAGAGUACCUUACUGUAUGUGUGCUUUGGUGGGCUUGUGUAGGUUCCUCAGGGCUAUGCCCCUUGGGGUUGUGGAAUGCACCUGGAAUAUUGCUCCAGCUACACCAGUCCAGGUGUUCAAACUCAAAUUGUAUCAACAGUUACUAACUAGUGUUUUUUUUUAAGGGAACUCUACAGUUGCUUCAUGACACAGAGACAUGAGAGAUGUGACAGUCUGAUGACUCCAUCAGUGAUACUGAAUUUGUUUAUUUGCAGGACCUUGGAGCUGCAAGUCAAACCAAACGACCCACAAGUAUAGUAUUGGUCAAGUCCCAUGAAGACUUUGAAGACAACUACAAAGAGUGUUUUUCAGAAGUGAAGAGCUUGCCACUUCCAUUAUAAUCUUCUCAAAUAUGCAUUUUGUGGGGGGGGGGAGGUUAAAUCCAGAGCUCAAAGCCCAGUCAGUCCUCUUAACUAGUCUUACAGCUUUAUUAAAUUAAUGUAAGAAGUCAUUUCUUCUUAAGAACUGACUGGGUCAAAAAGCAUUGGUGAAAAUGUUGCACCACUGAUGUAUACAUGUGAUAUCUAAAACCCUCUUAACUGCAUGUGACAGAUUUGUUUGUCAGUGGUAACUAUCGCAAAGCUAGGAAAAGCCAGGGCCUAUGUAUUAAAUGAAAUGAGAAAUCCAAAAUCAUUUCCCAUUUGUAUGAUAUUGUUGACUGGAUGCAUUUUGUUGCUAGGCUGAAACAAUAUGGUACUUUUCCCAUUCAUACACUGGUUGUCUUAGGUGUAAGACAUUUUAAAGUCUUUUGUCUAAUUAUUUUGAGGUUUAUUUUUUAGUGAAGCCACACAAUCACAAUAAUAAUUGGUAUGUAGAUUUGAUGAGUGAGGUUGUUAAUUUUUUUGUCAAUUUUGUAUCAUUUACCCGAUUAUGAAAGAAUGAUUUACCACAGAUGAAUAGGCACUUCCCAGUCAGCAAUCUUAUGGUAAAAAAAUGCCUUGAACUGGAAAGCAGAUUAUACACUUAGACAUCAGAGAAAAUAUGGGUAAAGUUGAUGUAUUUGGGUUAUUUAGGGUAGGAAUUUGCUCUCCCGCAAGGUGUUUUUUAGCUGGUGUAAUAACUAACUGCAUAGGGCUUUACCAUCACUUUGGUGCUUUUGCAAAACUGGUCAAAAAGUCUCUUUUAUGUAAGACUUUGUUCUGUGUUGUUUAUGCAUGAUGCAUAGAAUAAACCCAAGUGGAAAACAAGAUAUGUCCACCAGUACCUUGCAUAUAUAUUUUCUCUGAAUUCUGAUACUUGAAUGGCUGCCAUAAUAACAAUUAAAAUAAGUUGUGAAGUGACUAGUCAUUUGACUCCAGACUCUAAUGGCCUGGAAAAUUUGAUGGUUUGUUGUGGUUUUUUAAAAGGAAAGAUUGUAAAGUGUAAACUGGGGGAUGUAGCUAGUCUGCAUAAAAACUGUGAAGUUGUCUGGUG